AUGAUGAAGAGGAUACUCCUCCUACUCCACUUAAGAAAAAAACAGAAGAAAAAUAAGGCAACAGUUGCCCCUUUCCAACCAAAUCAACAACAAGGUGUCGAAACCAACACUCUCCCCCCUCUUCCAAAGAAAGCUCCAUCCCAGCCUUCUGGUGCUGCAGCGCUGGAGCAUAUUGGGAGCAAUGUCUCUGAUCCAGAGGUUCAACAGGACAAAGCCACCACUCCCCUCAUUUCUACUGCCAAUCAAAGCGAUCCUUCGAGCGGCAUGAAUCCAUCUCCUCCUUCGACAGUCAGCGGUGCUAUCCAAAACAAAGGAUCUUCGACUGGAGCUCACAAUCUUGAAGAAGACAACGCUCAGAAUGAAGAAGAAACCUCUUCUCCUGGUGAAGAUGGUAAAAGAGAUUCGAAGCACGUUGACGAAAAGGACUCAACAGGGAAAGAAAACUCUGAGAAUACUCCUAGUGAUUCUCCCACCAGAGUUGCGUUCCCUUCAAAUGAUGCUGAUGAGGACGAUCAGGAUUCAGAUGAAAUUGAGGGGUAUUUUCGAGAAGAUGAAGACAUAAAUAUGGGAGAAGCUGAUACUGAGGGAAAUCAAACUGGAACUAGUAAUGCCAGCAUCGAUACGGUCUCAAAUCCCACUAAAGUUCGACCAUCCAUCACCCAAACUUCGCCCACACCACUUACUGAGGAGGAGAAAAGAUCCUUAAAACAAAAUGACCCCCUUAAGUAUGUGAGGUUAAUGAUGGCUCAAAGAGAGUCUUCUUUAGAGCAAAGUGUUUCUGGAGCUUCGACCCAAUCUGGUGCUAGUGCAAACGAAGCAUCACAUGAAGAACUCCUUCAGCAGGUGAAGAAGGCAGUUUUUGACGUAAAUCUCUUUGAUGAGCUAAGGAAUAAUGUGGGGGCGAGCUUUAGCAUAAAGAAGCUGAUAAGCAAGAUUAAAAUCACUGCUUGCCCCACUGAUGUAGGUGAAGCCCUUAUUGAUAUUCAAAACCUCAUUGACCAAGUUUGUGCUGAAUAUCAUAGGGAAGUGGAUGCCAAAGCUAAACUGAUGUCGACUGAAAAAGCUCAAGCCAUUGAGUUUGACAAUGCCCUUCGAACUUCACAAGCUUCUGAAGAGUUAGCCGCUUCCAGAAAAUCAGCCCAAGCAGAGUUCGAUACUUACACUACUUCGAUACGCCUCUGGGAAUCUCAUAUUGCAGAAUUGCAGCAAAAGAUUUCUGAUGCUAAGGCGAAGCAGGCUGCUAUCCGAGGCUUGGAUAGUACUGAAGCUGAUGAUCUGGCGAAGCAAAGCGUGGACCACGUCGAAAAAGCUACGGCUAUGAACGAAGAUAUUGCACGCCUCAGAGGAGUUCAAACGGCUGUUCAGUAUAAGAUUGGCUUGGCGAAGAAGAAAUAUGAUCGGAUGAGGGCCACUAUUCCUUUUUUAUUUACUCCUGUAUUUUCUUUAUUCGACUCUUGUUUAUUUGUAACUUGA
Molecule: messenger RNA, 1473 nt
Organism: Lathyrus oleraceus (garden pea)
Lineage: Eukaryota; Viridiplantae; Streptophyta; Magnoliopsida; Fabales; Fabaceae
Exons: 2
Coding region: 1-1473 (490 amino acids)
Source: RefSeq, a predicted model, not a curated record